Aureobasidium pullulans EXF-150 is the source of this 347-nucleotide messenger RNA. RefSeq lists its product as uncharacterized. The transcript has a single exon. Bases 89 to 277 code for a protein of 62 amino acids. NCBI's taxonomy places the organism in Eukaryota, Fungi, Ascomycota, Dothideomycetes, Dothideales, Saccotheciaceae. The record is from RefSeq and is a predicted model, not a curated record.
AUGACUAUCUGCGCUACACUAUCAUUACAUCCUGAUCUCAAUCACUGCUUGAAAGCGCAAGACUUGACUCACAUUUCUUUGGAACGGUAUGACCUCGAGAAUCUCCAAGAAACCACUUAAGUUACAUGCGCGAUUCUACCAGCCCCGAGGCAGUCAGACAUCGCGUGAAUCAUACCCACGUGGCCAAAUUCCACAGAGUUUUGACCUUCCAGCUUUUCACCAACAUUCAACAAUCCCGGACACGUUCGCAACAUCGCUCAAAGACUUUGGCACGUAAGGAAUUAAACCGCAGACAGACGGCCAAGCGUAAGGGCACAGCCACCACAACGAUCAGAAAGCUCGCGACG